Molecule: messenger RNA, 4624 nt
Organism: Periophthalmus magnuspinnatus
Lineage: Eukaryota; Metazoa; Chordata; Actinopteri; Gobiiformes; Gobiidae
Product: glucocorticoid-induced transcript 1 protein
Exons: 8
Coding region: 316-1599 (427 amino acids)
Biological process (GO): podocyte development
Cellular component (GO): cytoplasm
Source: RefSeq, a predicted model, not a curated record
GAGAGCGCCGAGGGGAGCGUGCGCCUGGACACCACAGGGCUUUAAAAAGGACUAAAAGUACAUUUAAGAGCUGUUACAAAGUGCCUAGAACUGAAGGCGUAAUGUUUUACCAGUAGUCAGGUAAGUUUGACCACAAAAAAUACGCUUUUGGAUACUUUUUGUUUCUUCGAUCGCAUGAGAUGAAAUAAAGGAAGCUAACCUUUUUCUUUGGCUAACACGCUAAUGUUUUGCCAAAGUGCUUCCCAUAACGCAUCGCCUGCGGCUCUGUCAUAAACUUUCUGUCGCUGCAUAAGGGACUGGGGCCCGUUCGGGAGGAUGUCCACUCCAAGUAACUCUCUGCAGCAGCCCCGGGUGAGGCGCAGCACUGCGGGCUCCCCGGGCUCGUUCAACAACAGCAGCUGCCGGCUGCACCCCAUGCGCGCCACCGUGCCCUUUCAGCUCCUCUGCGGAGGUCAGGCCAGUCCCCCACGACUGCAGGCUGUCCCCGGGGGCGCCACGAACAGCAGGGGCUCCAGUCCCCCCUCCAGCCCGACGCUAAGCCCCGGAAACGCACAACCCAAGCAGCAGAGACUGUCCCCUGAAAACAAGGACUCCAUCUGUCCUCCAGACUCUCCAGUGUCCAGAGAAAGGUCCAAGUUCCCUCUCCGGAGUUGCAGUGCGAUUUGGCGAACGUCUUCUCUGGAUGCAAUCACGGGGCCGUAUCUCACAGGACAGUGGCCCCGGGACUCACAUGGACCCUACCCCUCCUCUAUGAAAGACAAGGCCACACAGACUCCAGGCUUGUGGGUGGAGGAAACGGCAACAGAACAGGGGGCUCCUCACCAGCGCUCAGCGUCAUGGGGCAGCGCCGACCAUCUCAAAGAGCAGAUCGCCAAACUCAGACUGCAGCUGCACAGGAGCAAACAGGUGAACCGGGGCCGAGAGAGGGAGGGACAUAGCGCCUCCUCUGGACAAACACAGCACAAGGGGGCGCCCUCCUCAACAGUGCCAAAGCCCCUGAUCAGUAGAGUGCCCAGCAGCGUGGAGGCCAUCAACCAUGAACUGGAGAAUGUCUUCAUCCGAGAGGAGUGGGAGCACAGUCCACAGUGUCUGGAUGUAUUGGACGGUCGGCGAGCCCCUUUCCCUCCCCUCCGUCUCAGUGCAGAGACCCGUGACACAGACACACAGGCGCCCUCUAGUGGAGACUCCUCUCCUCUGCCCAGCAGCCCUGAGCACGGCAGUCCCUGCUCCACUGAGGAUACGGACAAAGACAGUCUGUGCUGCUCUCCUCUGCCCAAGUUUGCUACUUCCCCCAAACCCAACAACAGCUACAUGUUCAAACGAGAGCCUCCGGAGGGCUGCGAGAGAGUCAAGGUCUUCGAUGAGCUCGGGUCCGGUCAGUCCAAAGGCUUCCCUCUGUUCUCCUGUCCGGAUAAAAACAAGGUCAACUUCAUCCCCCGCGGCUCCGCCUUCUGUCCCGUCAAACUGCUGUGCUCCUCCCUAUUCUCUCCAAUCCCGCCUCCCGGGCCCAUGUUGACCUCUGACCCCACCUCCUCCGCUGACCCCGAGAACGGUGCAGGGGAGGUGGCCGAUGUAUCGCUGUCACGCACCGCCCGUUAGAUUGAACCAUGACUGAGAAACAACCGACAAGGGCCAGCUGGACGUUUCAGCACUCCACGCACUCUGAUGACCGGCCACUAGGGGGUGUAGAGAGUUAAAGGAGACAUGUUAUGCUCUUACAAGUGGUAUUUCUUGUUUAUUACUGUUUAGUAAAAAUAACUGUAUCCAAAUGCAGCAAUUUUUCAUUCAUGUGUGGAUUGUGGAUAUGAUGCCCUCUGCUGGUGACAGUGGGUAGUGAAAUAUUUUGAGAGCGCAAGUUGGCAGCAUUGUUAGAGAUGCUAGAGAUACAGUAGAUGAUUUUUAAGGCUUUGUUCACACUUGCCACAUACACAAACCUCAUCAGGACUAAAGCAAGUCUACAUCAGAACUAAACUGAUCUAAACUAAAUGUAUAAAGCUUUAUUUGAACACUUGAGUGCGAAGAGAUAACGGCACAAAACAAGACCACACAGCUCUCUUAUGUUCUCUUAAGUGCUGCAAGUGUGUUUGUAGUAAAUUUACAUUACCAAAUUUUGGGAAAAUAAUCAAAAUCUCAGCAGAGUCCAUACUGGUCGAUCUCUACUCCAAAAAAUCACCACUACUCUUUUAUCGACAGGUAUCCAUAGAAGGGUCCAACGGAGCAGAACUUUGCUGUAAUGAUGUUUACAGUGACGUACCAUAUUGGGGCAGGUUGAAAGUCGUUUUAGAUGAAUAUUGCGAGUUAACAUGUCCAAAUUAUAACAUAAUGAUCCACAGGUGUCAUAAAUCAUAAGUACAUGACAGAUACGAGCGCAGUAUGUCUUAUUUAAUCCACGUGUACAUUAUGAGAAUAUGACUGGUGAAGUUGUAAGGACUUGAACAGCAAUAUACUACACAAUAUAUGAUUUUCAGGUACAUAAAAACACAGUACCAUGGUUAAAACUCAAAUACCACUUCAUCGUAACAUGUCUCCUUUAAAAACUCACGGCCUCACUUGUUUCACUUGUUUUGUACAGUGCGUUUACAUUUCUCUUUGUAUUCCAGUUACAUUCAUACUGAAAUUACUAAAACAGGUGUGGGUGAUUUUAAACUGUUCUUUAUGUCAGAUGCCCAACCUGAAGCAAUUUAUUUAUCCAGGCUUAAAACGGGAACAAGUACAGUCCUUUACAUUCCAAGCCAAAGAGCAGGACACUGUCACCCCGCCCAUGGAUACACUGCUACGUCCGACAAUGCUGUCUUCUUAAAUUAAUAAAAUUAAUUGUUGGAUUUUUCAUGCUGUGGGUGGUAAUGGUGCAGCAAGUUUUACAUUUGUCUAAGAAAGAUUACCGGUUCAGUUCCCUCCCAAGGAUUUACUGUCACAGGGUAUAUUUACAAAUAAAUCUGAUCAUAAUCUAUAGUAUAAUAUCUAUUCAUUGAUUAUAAUUAUAUCACUCGAUAAUUUAUAGUCCUACGAGAUUACUAAAGUGUCAUAACAGUUACGUCUGAUGUGAGUAAUCUGAUUUCUUUCUGAUUGUUCAAGCCUGUGCAGAUUUUGACAAGGAAAAAAACGGCAAAGACAAAAAUGAAGGAGAAAAGUUUUUUUUUUUUAAAUUCAUUGUGCUUUGCCAUUUAGUCUUAAAAUGUAAUUAUGAUCAGAUUUCUUUUGUGCAUUUAAAUACAAACCAUAAAUCAGAUCAAAGUAUUGGGUUAUCUGAUUAUUGUAAUGAUCUGAUUUGUAAAUGUACCCUUUGUGUCCUUGGGCAGCACACUUCACCGCAAACAUUUCCAGUUUCAGACACAGUAACAGGGCUGAUUGUGACAGGAAGGGCAGCCGGCAUAAAAAAACACUGGGAUACUUGGAUGGCUGUAAACACGCACUUAUCACUUGAAAUCCUUUGCUAUUGACUAACCAUGUCUUCAUUGUAGACACGAUAUUGGACGUAUCUAUGUUUUGUAGAGGCUGUUAAUUGUCGCUAACCUGGAAACUUACUUAUAAGCUUUGUAAUCUGCCUAGUCACUGACGUAUCAUAACAUUUACACCUUAGUCACAAUGUGCACUUAUGAAUACCUGUGUUAUUCAGGUUAGUCUGGUUGCACACUUAAGCACCAGCAGGAGGCGCUGUGGAGAAGGCUAUAAAAAAGGAAAUUAAUAUUAAAGGCGCCAUAACUGAUUCCUACUGUCUUAAAAACGUGAAAAACAGAACUAGUUCAUUUUAAACAGUUUGCAGUGGUCCAGAGUUAUUCCCCACUGACCUUAUGCAUUCAGAGCAUCAUAAUUAUUCACAGCCAUGAGUUUAUAAGCACUUUUCACAACUUUCAGAGACCAGAGAUUUGUUGUCAGAACUAGCAUGCUAAUACACACUUUCUGAUUUCUGCUACAUUUUCAAGUUGGAUUUUGGAUGUAGGGCAGUAGUUUUCAAAAGAUUUAACGUGAAAACCUUCAUCUUAUAAAAUAUUUUGCUUUCUCAGUGCUACCAGACUAAAAUGCACCCAAAGCCGGGUUAAAUGGUCACGUAAAGGAGUCUUAAAAAUGUGGAAAACAACUAGUUCAUUUUAAAUGGUUUGCAGAGGUCCAAAGUUAUUCCUCACUUUCAGAAAUGCUAUUUGAUAUUGUUUUAUUAUCAAACAAUAAAAUGUCAUGCUAAUUAUAAUUAGAUGCAGGAGGUGUACUUAUUUUUACCUCAAGAGUGCAAACAGGAAAAAAGCUGGCCCUUUAAUGUUACCAUUUUAAAAAUGUGUAAUUAUGGCAAAAAAAAUGUGUUUCUAAAAUAAUUUCUGCUAAACUUUCAAGUGAAAUUUUGGAUGUAGGCCAGUAGGUUUCAAAUGAUUUCACACUAAAAGUUUCAUUUAGAAAUAUUUCGCUCUUCAAGUGCCACCAAACUCAACCAGGACUAAAAUACACACAGACCAGGCGAAAUUAUCCCUUAAACAUGAAAAACUGGACCACUGCAAACUGAUUAAAAUGAACUAGUUCCGAGUUAUUCCUCACUCACCCUAUGCACUUUUCACAACUUUCAGAGACCAAGGCAGAGUUUUUCAUGAUGGUAAUUCUAACAAUUAGCAUGCUAAACACACACUUCCUGAUUAAC